Messenger RNA from Erythranthe guttata (spotted monkey flower), 813 nucleotides. Its product is annotated as BON1-associated protein 2. Gene Ontology annotation, biological process: defense response. The record is from RefSeq and is a predicted model, not a curated record. Lineage: Eukaryota; Viridiplantae; Streptophyta; Magnoliopsida; Lamiales; Phrymaceae.
AGGAAAGACCGUUUCCACCCUUCUUCCUUAUGCCACGUCAGCAAAUAAAAUUCUCCAAACCGCCGUGAAGUUAAUACCACAGAAACACCCCACCACUUUCCGUCUCUUUUCUCCCCCAUCUUCCUCCCACGCGCCCCACGUUAUAUAUAUACAUAUAUUCUUCACACACACAAACACACGCAGUUAUACAUACAUAGAUACAUACACAGAAAGAAAAAAAGUAGUUAUGGAAAAGGCCGCUGCUUCAAAGGCGAUGGAGAUAACUGUAAUUUCCGCCGAGGGUUUGCUCGUAAACAGGAAGCAAACCGUCAGGAAAAACGUAUCCGUCACCGUUAAAACCGACCCGUUAAAUUCCAGAUCCACGGGUCGGGUCGACCCGGAGGGCGGGAGUUCGCCCGCCUGGAAGGAGAAGCUAGUGAUGGAUCUGCCCGUGCAUGCGCGUUUCAUCACCGUGGAAGUGCAUUCCGGCAGCAGGAUCGUCGGAGCCGCGAAUAUUCCGGUGACGGAUUUCUCCGGCGGGUACCUGCCGGAGAACCAUCUGAGCUUCCUGAGUUACAGGCUGAGGGACGGUAAUGGAGAUAGGAACGGGAUUGUAAAUCUGUCUGUGAAGGUGAGGGGAGCCGGGAAUACAGGCUGCGCCGCCAGCUGCUCGCGGCCGUGGAUUGGAGUUCCGGGACUUCCGGCGGUGGGUGAAAAGGCGCCCGCUGGGAUAGUUACGGGUAUUCCAGUUCCGUAUAAAUACUGAGUUGUUCCUCUGCAAAAAAAAAAAUACUGAGUCAUUGUUACCGAGUCAUGGAAUUCUUUUAUUUUUUU